Cheilinus undulatus (humphead wrasse) is the source of this 6016-nucleotide messenger RNA. RefSeq names its product dymeclin (gene dym). Gene Ontology annotation, biological process: Golgi organization. Lineage: Eukaryota; Metazoa; Chordata; Actinopteri; Labriformes; Labridae. Gene Ontology annotation, cellular component: Golgi apparatus. The coding region runs from base 370 to 2379 and encodes 669 amino acids. The record is from RefSeq and is a predicted model, not a curated record. The transcript has 18 exons.
UGGAAAACAUGGAGGAUAGUAGUGUGUAGUGUAAACUAAAUUGUGACAAAUACCGCACAGUUGCAAGUAUCUUCGUUUGUAAAGGACAUUUAGCGAACAAAUUGGACUAAACUACUCACCUGUGGGAAAAACAGUCGUCUGUUGAAGUCACUGGGAGUCUGAAGAGCCGUGGAAAGUGCGAGAAGCAUUUAUGACAGUGGCUUUUGGUUGAAAUACUGGCCAAAGAUUUGAUAAGCUGAUCAUCUUUCAAUCAUUAAAAUAACAAAUGUUCUACAAAACCUACUCUACUCAAAAACCCCGUGGAUUUGGCAUAUGCCUGGUGAAAAAGAAGUGAGGAGUGCUGAGUCUGGCUGAUUGAAGCCAGCAAACAUGGGUGCCAACACCAGCCAGGUCAGUGACCUGUCCGAUAACCCCAGCCUCAAAGCCCUGGUGGGCACGGAGUCCAUAUCGGAGAAUGAUCCUUUCUGGAACCAGCUCAUCUCAUUCACCUUCAUCAGUCCCACCAGCAGCGGAGACUCCAAGUUGCUGGAAGAGGCUGUCAUCCCCCUGGCCAAGAUUCUCAUUGAAAACAAUCCCAGAACGGGGAACUUUGGUGCUCUCGUCAGAAUUUUCCUGGGAAGAACCAAAGAGCUGAAAAUCUCCACAGAAUGCCAAGAUCAGCUGUUUAUCUGGCAAGCCCACAACGCUCUCUUCAUGAUCCGCUGCUUGCUCAAGGUGUUCAUCAGGGAGAUGAGUGAAGAGGAGCUGCACCUACAGUUCUCCUACCAGGAGAGGGCACCAGGCUCCUGUGGAGAAACAGGCAGCCAGGACCUCCUCGAGGAGCUGCUGUCAAACCUCGUCCACCUGAUCGUUGAAGUGCCCCUGCUAGACAUCACCUACAGCAUCCUGUUUGAAGCAGUUACUACACUGCUGGUAUUCUUCUCCUAUCAGCUCUUCCACAAAGACAUCCUCAGAGAUGGAUUGAUCUACCAGCACAUCAUGAAGGGACGAUGUUUGUCUCUAACUAGUCGACUGGUAAAGACGCUGCUCUAUAACUUCAUCAGGCAGGAGAAAUGUCCACCUCCAGCUACGCACAUCUUUGAGCCCAAAGACGAGGGAGGCCUGCUUUAUGGCCUGGCAUCAGGAGUUGCAAGUGGGCUGUGGAGCGUCUUCACAUUGGGAGGAGCUGGCAGCAAAGCUGGGGUAGACCAGGAACACAACCCGUUACCUUUGUCCAAUCAGAGCCUUCUGUUACUGCUGGUCCUCGCCAAUCUGACAGAUGGACCUGACUGGCCUAACCCCUACCGCCAGGCUAUCACUUGUUUUAGAAACACACAAGACACAUCGUCGCUUCCUGUGGAGCAGCCUCACACUUUCCAGAUCAAUUUCAACAGCCUGUACACGGCGCUGUGUGAGCAGCAGCGCUCCGAUCAGGCAACACUACUACUGUACACCCUCCUCCAUCAGAACGCCAACAUGAGGACGUAUAUGCUCUCCAGGACGGACAUGGACAAUCUGGUGCUGCCCAUCCUCGAGAUCCUUUAUCAUGUGGAGGACAGAAACUCUCAUCAUGUCUACAUGGCACUCAUUAUUCUCCUCAUCCUCACUGAGGAUGACUCCUUCAAUCGCUCCAUCCACGAGGUGGUGUUGAAAAACAUCUCGUGGUACACAGAGAGGUCGCUGACAGAGAUCUCACUCGGCAGUUUGCUCAUCCUGGUGGUCAUCCGCACCAUCCAGUUCAACAUGACGCGGACAAGGGAUAAGUACCUCCACACCAACUGUCUAGCUGCACUCGCCAACAUGUCUGCUCAGUUUCGUUGUCUUCACCAGUAUGCUGCACAGCGCAUCAUCAGUUUAUUUGCUUUGCUUUCCAAAAAGCACAACAAGGUUUUGGAACAGGCAACACAGUCUCUGAGAGGCCGACAAGGAGACAACACGGCCCUGCCUGACUAUGCCCAGGACCUGAAUGUGAUCGAGGAGGUGAUCCGCAUGAUGUUGGAGAUCAUCAACUCCUGCUUGUGCAACUCUCUCCACCACAAUCCCAACCUGGUGUACGCGCUUCUCUAUAAGAGGGAGCUGUUUGAGCAGUUCAGGACGCACCCAUCCUUCCAGGACAUCAUGCAGAACCUGGACACGGUGAUCGGAUUCUUCAGUCAGCGUCUGGAGCAGGCUGGAAGUGACCUUUCAGUGGAGAGGGUGCAGGAGGUCAUCAUGAAAGGAGCCCAGGCCUUGCCCAAAGACAGACUGAAGAAGUUUCCAGAGCUGAAGUUUAAAUAUGUUGAGGAAGACCAGCCUGAGGACUUCUUCAUCCCCUACGUUUGGUCACUUGUCUUCAACUCCGGAGUCGGUCUCCACUGGAGCCCACACGGCAUCGAGCUGUUCAGCAUGGACUCUGGCUGAUCGAGCCAGCGAGCGUAUUCCUCCCUGCUCAGUGUAGGAAAAUAAAGAGACUGGCGGCAUGUGUGUGUGUGUCUGUGUUUGGGUGAGUGUGUGCGCAUCGCCCUUUAUAGUGUGUGCACGCUGCUUUGAAAGUGCCUCAACCUUGUACAGAGCGUUUUCUCUUCUUUUUAUGCAGCACAGUGUUUUUUUUUCCCCCCUUCAUAUCACAGUAAUUCCUCUGCUUCCCUCUACACUGUGAAGCUUCAUCUGUGCAGGGUAACAGUUCACACCGUAGCACCCACUCACGCACAGUCAGUCCUGUCGGGAAUACCUGUUAAGCAGAGCGGCUUCACCUCUCCUGUAAAGCGUUUUCUUAUUGUGUGGAGCUCAGGACGCUGGCGAUGGAUAAUCCUAUUCUAUUUUUUCUUGCUCAUAGAGAAAGGUCAAGUUUCUUUGCGCUGGUGAAAGUUUAUUUUCAGCUGCAUUUAAGGCUAUGACAAGACAGGCCAAGUGUCUUUAAGCAUACAUUUCAUGAAUAACUUGUAUUUACAGCUGAGUACUGAGGCCACAAAAAAUGGAGAUUUCAAGAUUAAAGUCGUAAUAUUUCAAAAAUAAAGUGGUGAUUCCUUUUGGGGCUUUUUGCCUUUACAUGAUUGGACAGCUGAAGAGAGACAGGAAAUAUUGGGAGGUCAGUGAGGGGACGACAUGCACCAAACAGCACCAGGAUCAACAUUUAAACCUGCCACUAGUGUGUUCAGUGCUGCAGCCUCUGUUCAUAUGCCUGCUCUACCAAGUGAGCUAAACUGAUGCCCAUAAAGUGGUUGAUUUACAUUAUUAAUGUUGUAAAUUUCACAAGAAUAAAAUCAUAAGAGAAGACAGACGUAGUAUUACAGGAAUAAAGUUACAUAUUCACAAAAUCGAACCAUCCAUCCAACUUCUCCCGCUUAUCCUGGGUUGGGUCCCGGCAGGCUAAGUAAUUCAGCCCAGACAUCCCUCUCCCCAGCUCCUCCUGGGGGAUUCUGAGGCAUUCCCAGGCCAAAUGAGAUAUAUAAUCCCUCCAGUGAGUCCUGGGUCUAUUCCAAGGUCUCUUCCAAGUUGGACUCGCCCGGGAGACCUCCACCAGGAGGUCCUACUGAUGAUACAAUAGCAUUACGACAACUGUGAAAAGAAAAACUGAAAUAUUGAUUGUCAUUCCUCUCUCUCUCCUUUCUCUAUAAGGCAAAAAAAAAACUUUUAUUCUGGGGCAAUUAGCAAAUGACUUUCAUAAGAUGGUUAAUUGUGGAAGUCCAUUGCCAAAUGAUUGUCAUUCUGAUAGAAAAGCUGAAAGGAUUAAUAUCUUAAGCAUUGUCUAUCAGGGUUCUUACUGAACUGUCGAAAAUGCUCAUGUUUUAAUGUUGUUUCAAAGUUUUUAAAGCGAUCAGAUUUUGGAUAAAGUGCUUCAAAGUGCUUAAAACUGCCCUCCUAUUUCUCUAUAAUAAACAUCUAUCUGACUGAAAAGUUUGUUUAUACAGAAAUAAAAUAAGUUGUAGUCUUUCAUAUAAAAUAAAAGCUGCUUUUAGCGGUUGUUCAUUCAGUUUAACACAGCUGUAAGGUUCUGGAAAAGUUUGAAAAUACACCUUCAAAUUGCUUGCAAAAUGCUUGAAUUUGCCCUUGGAAAAGAUGGACAAACAUGGCAACAUGGAAAACAUGAGUGUCUCAAGAUAACACCGCUGUCUGAGCAUGGCCAUAUAUAAUGUGUUAUUAUUUGAACCAAGGUUGCAAAGAAAGUAGAAAACAUGCUGGGGUAGGCUAUAACACAGUUUUAGUGCUGGAGGUUGGCUGCUUUACUACAGAAAGGUCGCAUUCACAUGAGGAAAAAAAAAGGAUGUUUUUCUGAAUUAAAGAGAUAAUUAUUUCAGAUAUCUGACUGAGGUUAGCCACCUUUGGUCAGAGUGAAAUCUUGGAGCUGUGGAGCCAGUAAGUAAGGGUCCACAGGAUCCGAAAGUGUGCAGUUUAAAUUCAUGUCUCAGUUUUUCUGCUGUUUUCAGGUGAUGUAAACAUUUUAAAAAGAUGGAGAAUCAAAUGCCCCAUGCUGAAGCUCCACAUAGUGGUCAAUGUUAGCUGUUUUCAGCUUUUACUGCCCUCCAGGCCACGCUGAUCACAUGACUGCUAUGAAUGUAUGACAGUUGUGUUCUCUCUCAGUUUAGUUUUAGACUACUGAGGAAAGAUAGAUAUUAAUCACAGAGGAGUUAGAGGAGCUAGUUGCAUAAGGAAACACUUUACAUUAAAAAAGUCUGAAUAUAGCCGAUGUGAAGUAAAACGGUCUUAAACAUCUCCAGGUGAAUUAUCAAGGCUGAAAUUAAUCAUGAAAUGGUUCAUAUUUUCUCCUUUGCCAUUGGAUCUGUGAACUCACACCACUGUGACAAACUGUGCUGAUUCGCAUCUGUUGACAUCUGAUGAUGCAACAUAUCUACACAUGGGACUACGUGAAAUCCCGUUUGAACUCAGCCACUUAAACUGUGACACAGAUUGUCUCGUUAACUCUGAAAAACAGUGGAUAUCUUAAAUUUUAUUAAAGCAUACGGCAUAUACUGAGUGGAUGUCUCAUAAUCCCAAGAUUAAUAUCUCUAUUAUCCAGAAAAACAGCAUAUUUUUAUUUCUCAUGCGAAUGCGAUACGUUUACAUGGCUUUUCUGAGAUUACCCUUCAAAAUAACACAACUUUAAUCUAAGAAUUACAGCUUUAAUGGUUUGUUCCAGUUGAUUUUGACCUUGGUAGUUUUGAGAUGCCAUCCAGAAUCACCCCUGAAAACUAGAAUUCCCAUUCUGAAUCUUGGAAGCGCUUCAGCAUCCCAAGUUACCAGCUGGUAGUAACUAGAAACAGAUUGUUGAACGCAUCGUAAACUACAACUUUAACCUCAUAAGACUAGCUUUAAUCUUGAAAUCUUGGUCUUUAAUGUGGCCUCUGUACUCUGUCACAUGUAUGAUAUUGGGUUAUAGGUCUGAUUAUGUCAUAAGGUAGUGUUUUAUUUUGACCAACAUUGUUCUCUGAUAACAAUGGGUUUAUAUAUUAAGAUUUUUAUUUGUAAAAUAAACUGCAAAAAAAGGUCAGAGAGAGAAAAAACAUGAGAAAGUGACUUGAUAUUUUCAGAUUUGUAUCCACUAAUGCUGCUUUAGUGGCCCCCUCUCAUGCUCCACAUUGAGUUUAAUUAAGGCUUCAUUUCAGUCUCUUGAUAGUAAACCUGUCCACAAUGUUCUGAUUCAUUAGAUUUUACUGUUACUUUCAGCCCAUUUAUUUGACUUUACCCGCUCUUUGUCGUUUCCAUUUUUCAAUGGUAACCCAAAGGCAGGAAGAUAAACCAGGACAAGUCAUUAAAGCUCCUGUCCUGUUGUGCAUAAUUACACUCGUGUCAUUGAUUUGUCACUUUAUUUGCAUGUUUAACUAAAGACUUUGUAUUAAAUUAUUUAUUUUCAUGUAUAUUGUUUUUUAUAUAUGUUUAGCCCCCUUAAAUGUUAAAAGAAGCGGUCCUGAGUCGACUGCUGUUGAGGAGAAAACUGGUGGUACUAUGCUUUGAUUCUUCCCAGGUGGGAAACUGGCUUUAUAUGACUACAUAUAUAAUGACAACAGCUGUCAUUUUGUGGCGAAGAUUACUUUGGAAAUAGGAGUUUAAAUAAAAACAA